Anguilla rostrata (American eel) is the source of this 3249-nucleotide messenger RNA. It is a transcript of the gene gpsm1b, whose product is annotated as G protein signaling modulator 1b. NCBI's taxonomy places the organism in Eukaryota, Metazoa, Chordata, Actinopteri, Anguilliformes, Anguillidae. The transcript is spliced from 12 exons. The record is from RefSeq and is a predicted model, not a curated record. Gene Ontology annotation, cellular component: cell cortex. Bases 928 to 2514 code for a protein of 528 amino acids. Gene Ontology annotation, molecular function: GDP-dissociation inhibitor activity; G-protein alpha-subunit binding. Gene Ontology annotation, biological process: establishment of mitotic spindle orientation.
CAGAGAGCAGUACUGGACUGAGACACCCUGCUAUGCUAAUGUAGCUUGUGGUCUGGCUCAGGUUAGGGCGUGUUGAGUGUGAGACAGAGAGCAGUACUGGACUGAGACACCCUGCUAUGCUAAUGUAGCUUAUGGUCUGGCUCAGGUUGGGGUGUGUUGAGGUUAGAAAACUGCUGUGGCUUCUGAAUUAGUACAACUGUUGCCAUGGGGACCCCUGUUGUUGUCUGUCUGACCACUGUGGGUGUGCUGAACAAUCCCAGGUAUCCAGGCAACCAGAGUGAAGUUUCCCUUCCCAUAUGAGACUGAUCUGGGACCAGCUGUCCCCAAAUUAAUUUAUGAGGAAAUGAUUUCUCUCUCACACACACACACACACACUCUCACACACACACUCACACACUCUCACACACACACCCACUCACAUACACUCACACACACACUCUCUCUCACACACACAGACACACACUCACACACACACGCACACUCUCUCUCUCUCUCUCUCACACACACACACUCUCUCUCUCUCUCUCUCACACACACACUCUCUCUCACCCACACAGACACACACUCACACACACACUCACACAUACACACACACACGCACACUCUCUCACACACACACACACACACACUCUCUCUCUCUCUCUCUCUCUCUCACACACACACCCACUCACACACACACUCUCUCUCACACACACACACACACACUCACUCACACACACACUCACACACUCUCUCACACACACACACACACGCACACACACACACACACCCUCUCACACAGACCCUGCCCCCUGAUGUCACUGCUGGGGGAGGGGCUUGCUUGUGUAUGUUUUCAUUUCUGUCGGCAGCGCGGCGCUUCCUCAGUCGCUAGCUGCGCUGCACGGAGAGCGGUGGAGCGGAGCAGCGGGAGGCCGCCUGACCCAGCUCAUGGCUCAGUCCACUAACACCGCGGACCAGCAACCGGCCGGAGAGAAGACCCAGUCGAGGAUAGAAGCGUCCUGUCUGGAGCUCGCCCUAGAGGGGGAACGACUCUGCAAGGCCGGGGACUUCAAAGGAGGGACGGCGUUCUUCGAGGCGGCCGUCCGGGUGGGCACGGAGGACCUGAAGACCCUCAGCGCCAUCUACAGCCAGCUGGGCAAUGCCUACUUCUACCUCAAGGAGUACGCCAAGGCCCUGGAGUACCACCGUCACGACCUAACCCUGGCCAGGACGAUAGGGGACAGGACUGGGGAGGGAAAAGCCAGCGGAAACUUGGGGAACACCCUGAAGAUCCUGGGGCGCUUCGAUGAAGCGGUGGUGUGCUGUCAGCGACACCUGGACAUCUCUCAAGAGCAGGGGGACAAGGUGGCAGAGGCCAGGGCGCUGUAUAACCUGGGUAAUGUGUUCCACGCCCGGGGCAAACAGCAGGCGUGGGGCUGUGCCCACGACCCGGGGGACCUGCCGCCCGACGUCAGGGACACCCUGAAGAGAGCCGCCGCCUUCUACGAGAUGAACCUGUCAUUGGUCAAGGAGCUGGGCGACCGGGCCGCUCAGGGGAGGGCCUACGGGAACCUGGGGAACGCCCACUACCUGCUGGGAAACUUUGUCGAGGCCAUCAAGUUCCACCAGGAGAGACUUGCCAUAGCCAAAGAAUUUGGUGACAAAGCAGCGGAACGCAGAGCAUACAGUAACCUAGGCAACGCCCUCAUAUUCCUGGGGCAGUUCAAGACCGCUACUGAAUAUUACAGAAAAACGCUACAGCUGUCCCACCAGCUGAAGGACCGGGCGAUGGAGGCUCAGGCCUGCUACAGCCUGGGGAACACCUACACCCUCCUACAGCAGCACGACCGCGCCGUGGACCACCACCUCAAACACCUGCACAUAGCCCAGGAGCUCAGAGACAGGAUUGGGGAAGGCCGUGCUUGCUGGAGCCUGGGAAAUGCUUACAUGUCUCUGGGGAACCAUAGGCAGGCGCUGCACUACACCCGAAAACACCUGGACAUUUCCCGAGAGAUCGGGGACCAGAGCGGCGAGCUGACCGCCCGCGUGAACGUGAAACGGCUGAUGGAGUCGCUGGGGGCGGCCGAGGGCGACCUCUCACCCUGCGGGUCGGAGUUCGAAGUGCAAGGAGCCCGACCGAAGUCCAGCCAGAGGAGCCGCAGGGACAGUGUUGAUCUGUGCAAGAGCCGUUGGGUAAAGGGGCAGAAUGGACACGGAUGCCAGGAUGUGGAUGCCCAGUCAAGAGGAGCCAGGGGUCAGUUGGCCUGCCCUAUCAGAAGGAAGGGCCAUGCCGACGGCCAAUCAGAUGGAAGGAGGUGGCUAGAUUGGCAGGACUCCCCAGUUGACACUGAAGACAUUACAGUACAAGUGACCCAUCCGAAGCUAGGCCGUGGUCCCUCGGGCGAGGACUGCUUCUUCGACCUGCUCAGCAAGUUCCAGAGCAGCCGCAUGGACGACCAGCGCUGCCGCUUCGACGAGCCGCCGGACGGAGAGGAAGGUGCGGGUCCUCCCCGUCCCCACGCCCCCACUCACUGACACGCUAGACCCGCCCGCCCGCUAAUUCGGCUAGUCUGCCUCCUGGAUCCAUAUAUUUUGAUCUAUCUAUCUAUCUAUCUAUCUAUCUACUUUACUCAAAAACCUUUUGUAAACAAAAGUAAUAGUUUGUGGUGACAUUUUUAAAUAGUGAGAUAGUUUGAGGUGAGAGUUUUGAAUAGUUUUAGGUUAGAGGUGAGAGUUUUGAAUAGUUUGAGGUUUGAGGUGAGAGUUUUGUAUAGUUUGACAGUUUGAGGUGAGAGUUUUGUAUAGUUUGACAGUUUGAGGUGAGAGUUUGGUAUAGUUUGACAGUUUGAGGUGAGAGUUUGGUGUAGUUUGACAGUUUGAGGUGAGAGUUUUGUAUAGUUUGACAGUUUGAGGUGAGAGUUUUGUACAGUUUGACAGUUUGAGGUGAGAGUUUUGUACAGUUUGACAGUUUGAGGUGAGAGUUUUGUAUAGUUUGACAGUUUGAGGUGAGAGUUUUGUACAGUUUGACAGUUUGAGGUGAGAGUUUUGUACAGUUUGACAGUUUGAGGUGAGAGUUUUGAAUAGUUUGACAGUUUGUGGUGAGAGUUUUGAAUAGUUUGACAGUUUGAGGUGAGAGUUUUGAAUAGUUUGACAGUUUGAGGUGAGAGUUUUGUAUAGUUUGACAGUUUGUGGUGAGAGUUUUGUAUAGUUUGACAGUUUAAGGUGAGAGUUUUGUACAGUUUGACAGUUUGAGGUGAGAGUUUUGUACAG